AAAAAAUAAGGCAAAGCCGCUGUCCCAGGGUUUAUGCUUUCUACAAUUGGCCGAAGAAAUCCGAUAAGCUACUUCGAAAAGCUUUAGGACGAAGAUGAGUGUUGCAGUCACAGCGACCUCUUCGUCUCUCUCGUCCCCUCUCCUGCUUCCUUCUUCUCAUGGGCUUAUUCGAAGACCAUGCCUUAGUUUGCAAUGGAGAAGAACCCAGCGGAGGCGAUUCUCGAGAAAGGCGGCGGCUUCCGGUGUUGUCACGGCGAAAUUCGAGCUGAAGCCACCACCAUAUCCUCUGGAUGGUAUGGAGCCACAUAUGAGCAGGGAAACGCUGGAGUACCAUUGGGGCAGACAUCACAGGACAUAUGUGGAGAAUCUCAACAAGCAGAUUGCAGGGACAGAUCUUGAUGGGUUGUCCUUAGAAGACGUCGUCCUCGUUUCAUACAACAAUGGCAGUAUGCUUCCUGCAUUCAACAACGCUGCUCAGGCAUGGAAUCAUGAAUUUUUCUGGGAAUCUAUCAAACCCGGUGGUGGAGGAAAGCCGUCGGGGGAACUUCUUAGAUUGAUAGAGAGAGAUUUCGGGUCUUUCCAAGAAUUCUCGGAAAGGUUCAAGUCAGCAGCAGCUUCCCAGUUCGGUUCUGGUUGGACAUGGCUUGCAUAUAAAGCAAACAGGCUGGACGUGGGAAAUGCCGUCAAUCCGAUCCCGAAGGAGGAAGACAAGAAGCUUGUAAUAGUGAAGAGUCCCAAUGCCAUUAACCCCCUCAUAUGGGAUUUCUCGCCGCUCCUCACCAUCGACGUUUGGGAGCAUGCUUACUACCUGGAUUUUGAGAACCGGAGGAGUGAAUAUAUAACAACAUUCAUGGAGAAGCUAGUUUCAUGGGAAGCUGUAAGCUCCAGGCUUGAUUCUGCUGUGGCUCGGGCCAUUCAGAGAGAGCAGCAAGGAGGACGGGAGGAGGAAGAAAAUCCCGAGGACGAUGACGAUGACGAUGAAGAGGCGGAGGUGUACUUGGAUACCGACGAAUCCGAGGCUGACUGAGUAAAAAACUCACAUGUGUAUAGAGAGAGCAAAGGAUUUUGUAGCAAUAUGAGUUGAGUUUCCUACCUUCAUGAUAAUCUGGUCUAUUUACGUUUCUCUCUU
Messenger RNA from Tarenaya hassleriana, 1129 nucleotides. RefSeq names its product superoxide dismutase [Fe] 2, chloroplastic. Gene Ontology annotation, molecular function: superoxide dismutase activity; metal ion binding. Gene Ontology annotation, biological process: superoxide metabolic process. NCBI's taxonomy places the organism in Eukaryota, Viridiplantae, Streptophyta, Magnoliopsida, Brassicales, Cleomaceae. The transcript has 9 exons. Gene Ontology annotation, cellular component: chloroplast nucleoid. The coding region runs from base 95 to 1027 and encodes 310 amino acids. The record is from RefSeq and is a predicted model, not a curated record.